UAUAAAUCAAACACCUUUCAGAUAAACCAAACCCAAAGUCAGAACAGAACACAAACCACAAUCACCCCCACCUCGCUCCCGCCCAGGCAUUAAUGCUCCCGGUGAAUCCAGACACACCACCACCGCCAUAAUAUCACACACACAAUGACACAUUCCAGCAGUAACCAAACAUCGGCCACACGCGAAUUUAAACACAACAUUCUCAACUGCCUUAACAAACUAUCCGAUCGGGACACACAUUCUGCAGCAUCAUCAGAACUCGAAUCCAUUGCCAAAAACUUAUCUCCAGAUUCCAUCUCACUCUUUAUAUCUUCAAUAUCCGCCACCGACUCUUCUGAUCAUUCUCUUGUCCGUAAACAAUGCGUGCGUUUAAUCGCAACUGUUUCCGAAUUUCACGGAGAUGUUUUGUCAUCCUUUCAGUUAUCUAAACUUAUAUCUGCCGUUAUACGCCGUCUUCGUGAUCAUGACACCUCUGUACGGUCAGCAUGCGUAGCUGCAGUUACCUCCAUUGCGGUCCAUGUGAUUAAACCGCCGUUUACGUCUGUUGUGAAACCGUUAGUUGACGCUUUGGUAACCGAACAGGACAUGAAUUCUCAGAUCGGUGCGGCGUUGUGUUUAGCUGCAGCUGUGGACGGUGCACGUGAUCCGGAUGUGGUUUAUUUGAGAAGGAUGAUACCUAAGAUUGAGAAGCUGUUGAAGUCUGAGAGUUUUAAAGCGAAACCGGCUUUGUUGACGGUUUUAAGGAGCUUGGUUGGCGUUGGUGCUGCUUCCAGUUUGGUGACAGUUAGGAAUUUGGUGAGUGUUUUGGUUGAGUUUGUUGUGAAGAGUGAGGAUUGGAGUGCGAGGAAAGCGGCUGCGGAGGGGCUGCAGAAAUUGGCUCUUGUUGAGGCGGAUUUGGUGUCCGAAUUUAAGGAUUCGUGUUUGAAGACGUUUGAGGCCAAGAGGUUUGAUAAGGUGAAAAGCGUAAGGGAGACGAUGAAUCAGAUGAUCGAGGCAUGGAAGGCAGUUCCGGAUGUGGCUGAGGAGUUCACUCUGCCGGAAUCACAGUCGUCUUGUAAAGGAGCUGAAGUUGCCAGUGAUGGAAGAUAUCCUCCAAGGACUCAGGUGAUUAGCAAGAGAACUGUGCCUAAUGGUUCUUCCACUGCAUCUGCAGCACGUCGCAUUUCGUUGGAAAAUAGUAACAAUAAAACUGGUCCAGCAAUGUUCAGGAAGUUGGAUCGUAAGAAGCCCAAUGAUGAUCAAAAACUUCACACUGCUGCUGCACCUCGUCCUGCAAUUGCAAGUCCAUUGUCUGUGGACGCCGAUCAUGUUACCAAAAAAUAUGUGAAAACAGGAGCAAAACAAGCCCUUUCUAAUGAGACUGUUGAUGAAGAUGUGCAAGAGUCUAAAUAUCACAAUGCAAGGUUAAGUUCCACUAUUGUAGGGAGUAACAUCACGGAGGAUAUCCGCAAAAGCCACAAAGAUUCCGAGGAGUUAUCUUUGAUUCGCAAUCAACUCGUCCAGAUUGAGACCCAACAGUCCAAUCUGUUUGAUCUCCUCCAGAAAUUUAUCGGAAGCUCACAGACUGGGAUGAGAUCACUGGAAACACGAGUGCAUGGUCUAGAGCUAACACUGGAUGAGAUCUCGUUUGACUUGGCCAGGUCAACUGGAAGGUUGUCACAUACAGAACCUGCAGACACCUUAUGCUGCAAAUUACCUGGUGCCGACUUUUUGACUUCUAAGCUCUGGAAGAAAAUGGAAAUUCAGCAUUCAAACACCAGAAUUUCUUCAUCUCCAUUUACAGCAACAGGCCAUAUCAAUGGCAAUCAUAUGAAUCUUAAUUCACGUGACCCAGAGAACAGGGGAUUUCGACGUCAUGGAGGUGGUAAUGGGUUAAUCAAGAAUCCAUUGGCCGAGGUCCAUCGGAACGCCCAUGUGAUUUCUGAGUAUUAAUUCUCAAAUAGGCUUUUGAUGCCUAUCUUGCUCUGUCAUAUCUUCUGCCACAGGUUUCGUUACAGGAACUUGUUACACGUGUUAGCGUUACUACUAGCGUUAGGCUCAUGAAUACAUUAUAGAAGCAAAUUAUAUGAUGCAUUAUCAUAAAUGAGUGGAUUUGGAGAAGCUUUGAUUGUGUAUAUAUGUUGAUAUUACUGCCAUCAUGAGACUGCUUCUUGGCUGCGGCUAGGAAUUUGAAGAUUAAUAUCAAUUCAACAGGGUUUAUCGUCUUUUGAUGAAUUUGAGCAAUGUCUGCUCCCAUUAAUUUAUUUGGUCGUUUCGACUAUUUUUUCCCCCUCACA
This is a messenger RNA of Erigeron canadensis, 2276 nucleotides long. RefSeq names its product TORTIFOLIA1-like protein 3. Bases 145 to 1932 code for a protein of 595 amino acids. Gene Ontology annotation, cellular component: microtubule. NCBI's taxonomy places the organism in Eukaryota, Viridiplantae, Streptophyta, Magnoliopsida, Asterales, Asteraceae. Gene Ontology annotation, molecular function: microtubule binding. The transcript is spliced from 4 exons. The record is from RefSeq and is a predicted model, not a curated record.